UAGGGUUGGGAAAGUACAAGUGUGAGUAUACCCUCCCUCGCCGUCCUCUCUUUCGAAGGCGGUCGCGGGUGAUUGCCUGAGCGCAAGCCAGCCAUCGCCAGUGCGGAAAAGUAGUGGAGGAAUAGAACGUUUUUGCCUGUACCCAACGUGGAACUUCCCUCUCUCGAAAAUGAAGUACGUCGCAGCAUAUUUGCUGGCCGUUCUCGGCGGCAAGGCCCACCCUACGGCGGAUGACAUCGCUGACAUCCUGGAAUCAGUGAGUGCAGAUGUAGAUCACAAGAGAUUGGACAAGUUGAUGAAAGAGGUAGAGGGCAAGGAUGUCAACGAGUUGAUCGCUGCAGGAAGGGAGAAAUUCUCGUCGGUCCCGUCUGGUGGCGGCGCAGUUGCCGUGAGUGCUGGCGGCGGUGGUGGAGGUGACGCAGCUAGCGGCGGCGUUGCCGCUGCGGAGCCGGAGAAGGAACCGGAGAAGGAAGAAGAGGAGGAAGAGGAUGAGGAUAUGGGCUUCAGUCUCUUCGACUAAGGUGGAAGGGUUUUGUUACUUCCGUUUUCUGAAGCCUGCACAUUAAUAGACUUGUUGAUUAUCUGCUAAUUAAUACUGUCCUUUCUGAGAAAGAGUCCUUCCUGCGAAAGAGUCGAAGACUUGUUGAAGGCAAACAGAUGAUGAGGUCUUUACCUGCACAGUUGUGCAGGCACAGAUGAUGCGGUCUUUACCUGCACAACUUUGCCUCCCUGCGAUGUAAGGAUGAGGGUAUCUAAUAUUAGUAGAAUCGUACGAGGGGACAGAAUCUGCAAUUAGGGUUUGAGCUUCCAGCUGUGUGGAAUCAGUCUGUGGUUAUCGUCUUCUCCGGCGGGGUGAAAAUUCGAGGGCAUAGUGCAGAGGAGAGAGGAAGCAUGUUAGGUCGAGAGGCCUCGAUAACGGAUGGAGAAAGACCGGUCUGCCUCCUGUGGACAGAAGGCGUGGGAUUAAUAUUUUGUGCUAUGCAUGUAGUAACAGAGGGUUCCAUUUCUCCUUGUUUUUGAGAAAACAUCCUGAAUGAGAUGUGAUGAUUUGAGUUUCCCGCACGUGUAAAAGAUUUGCAAUGUCUCUUUUUUUUUUUUUUUUUUUUUUGGAAUACCUCUUUUUUCAAUGUCCUGUGUGUUCGAUUUUUUUUUUGAGGCCUCGAAUGAAGAGCACUCUAGCAGCAGUCAAGGAUGGAUGCCUUUUAAAUUCUUCUGGGACUAUUACCGUCUCACAACGCCCGUACGAUCUCUGGCGAUCCCGGACGUCCGGGAUCGCUUGUGCGCCCAGGUACGUUCCGACCAGCCCACUUUUGUUUCAGGAGAGCGCCGAGAUACGCAGGGGUGUUUCCGAGAGGGGCACUAAAGUCUGCCAUUUUUCGAGUUCUGGAAGUUUUGUUUAUGACAGAGGCUGCGUUCCUUCCUCCCUCACGUGCUGCGUUAAUUCCUGUAAGUUUUGUAUUGGUAGAGGGUGCAUUCCUCCCUCACGUGCUGCGCGUUAAUUCUGUCUCCCUGGGGCCUCGAGUUGGUCGUUUGCCUGCUUAGCUGCCUGAAUUGCGUUUGGACCUGAUCUGUUGCCCGACGGGGCUGUUUUACACACCACACCCUGGUUGGGUGCGCGUGUGUGACUGGGUACAUCGGGUCGCGGGGAAAAACGAGUACCUGUGCUGGGGUUGGGUUUAGUAGUCGUGGGUUUAACUUUCACCCCAGUCCACUUAGCCGUUUGGUUGAGUGUUUACCUCUUAACGUGGAGGUCGCGUGUUCGAUCCUUGGAUCGGUGCGGACGGACAGAUUUCAGUCUGGAGUGAGAAUGCGAUUCUUGUUAUCGUCUUUCUAUCGUGGAAGUUGGUUUCAACGUUAAGUGACAAUCAUCCUUAAUAGACUGUUUGGGCAGUCUAUUCCUUAACCAUUCAGGCCUUAACGUACGUUCGUCGAGAGGACGCGGGAUAAAGAGGGUAGUCGAUGGUUGACGAAAAAGGGUAUGGAAAGAGGAUGGUGGUGAUUAACAGUGGAGGACGAGGGUCGGAAAAAAGGAAAUUUUAACGGACAAGACAGGAGAAUGAGAGAAGGAGAAAUAAGGGCGACAUGCCGGCGUAGGGUGUGGCAAUCGACAGUGGGUGCAUCUAAUAAAGUGUAGAUUUGAGC
Messenger RNA from Chara braunii, 2142 nucleotides. The record is from the annotation of a GenBank genome assembly. NCBI's taxonomy places the organism in Eukaryota, Viridiplantae, Streptophyta, Charophyceae, Charales, Characeae.